Messenger RNA from Eimeria acervulina, 2754 nucleotides. RefSeq lists its product as hypothetical. The transcript has 3 exons. The record is from RefSeq and is a predicted model, not a curated record. The coding region runs from base 1 to 2754 and encodes 917 amino acids. Gene Ontology annotation, biological process: error-prone translesion synthesis. Gene Ontology annotation, cellular component: nucleus. Gene Ontology annotation, molecular function: DNA-directed DNA polymerase activity; damaged DNA binding. Lineage: Eukaryota; Apicomplexa; Conoidasida; Eucoccidiorida; Eimeriidae.
AUGGAUGACCCACCUGCGCACAAAGACAGCACAAAAUAUUCUUGUGCCGUCAGUUCAACAGAGGCCGCAGGAUCCGAAGCCGUCGUUGCACCAGCUGGAGAUGCUCAGGCCUUAUGCCCGACCAGCUCUUACAGGAGCUCCCCUGUAGGGCAUACACCUUCACCUUUUGGUGGAAGAGUCAGCUCUGCAGAAAGGCCACAGGAACUUCAGGGCUUCCAAUCACAUGGGGGUCCCCGUGGGGAGGCUGAGAGGCGACAGGAGCAGCAGGCUCCCAAGGGCCCCUGCGUUGAAAAGCUGAGCAUGUGUGCGCCGUUUGGGAGCAAUGGAUUGGAAAGAAGAGAUGAAGACUGCGUGGCGGACGGGGAUGGGGGUGGGUGUGUACGCACACCUGAAGACUUUCCUUGUGCUGCAGAGACCGACAUUGAAACUGCUUGCCGUGAAACUUUUGUAUUUGCAAACGCCAAAGCCGGAAUGGAUAUGACCGAAGAGGAGAAGGCGAAAAUAGCGGCGAAGAUAUUCGAGCUGUCGAAGAACUCCCCCUUCUUUUUGAACGAGAUGCGGAAGAAGAAACAAAUGGAGGAACAGCUGGCGGUGCUGCGGCGGCGUGUGCAGCUUUUUACGUCUUGCGGGGGCUGCGCGGAAGCAUCGGCAGCAGCGCGUCGGGUGCUUCAGCUGCUGCAGCAGCAGCAGCAGCGGGAGUCAGGCCAUGUGUACGUGCACCUGGACAUGGAUAUGUUCUUCUGUGCAGUGGAGAUGCGGGACGAUCCCUCCUUAAGGUCGCAGCCGAUGGCUGUGGGGAGUUUGUCAAUGCUGUCUACAGCCAACUAUGCAGCGCGGCGCUUUGGCGUUCGCUCGGGCAUGCCGGGAUUCAUUGCAAAGCAGUUAUGCCCUUCUCUGGCGAUUGUUCGCCCCAACUUCAGGAAGUACAGAGCCACGGGAGAGACUAUUCGCUAUGUCCUUCAGGCUUACGACCCUUCGCUUUCACUGCAUUCCCUCGAUGAAGCUUCCCUCGACGUGACAGACUGCCUCAACAAGAGAUUCCCUCGUACAGACGCUGAGGCCCUUUCCGUACCCCCUACAAGCACACCGGGGAAUACAGAAGAGAUGCCGGCAGAAGCAGCAGCGGCAGCGACAACAGUAACGGAUCGAGUAGCAGCACUUGUGUCUGAGAUCCGGGCUGCUGUUACAGCAGCAACUGGCCUGAGCUGCAGUGCUGGCGCCGCCUCGAGUCGUAUGGUAGCAAAGAUCGCAUCGGACAUGAACAAGCCGAACGGACAGAAGAUCGUAGAAGCCACAGGCGCAUCUGCUGAAGCAGCUGGAGCAGCCACAGCUGCCUUUUUACAGCCACUCAAUGUGCGCAAGGUACCAGGGAUCGGUAAACACAGGGAAAAGAUGCUGAGUGCAUUCGACAUAAGAACAUGCGGGGAACUACUGCAGCAGGCGCCGCUGCUGCUACACUUGCUGCCGCGGAUUACAGCGGUACACCUUAUCCGCAUGGCCCUAGGAGUUGACGGGCUGCCUCCUGAGCUGCAGCAGCAGCACCAACAACAACAUCACCAGCAGAGCAUAAGCUCGGAAGAGACAUUUUCAGCAACCAACGAGCUGCCAGUCCUGCGCCGGGUGGUGGAGCAACUGGCAGCAGCAGUAGCAAAGCAGCUGAAGGAAUUGAGACAAGAAGGCGACCAUGUAACUCUUAAGGUGAAGUUCGCAGACUUUUCUCUAAGAACAAUCUCACAUCGACUCGCGCAGCACACGGAUGACGCCGCAGCCAUCGCAACGGCAGCCCAAGGCUUGUUGCAGUCCGUCAUGCGGGAACAGCUACUCAAGAAGCAGACAAACAGUAACAAUAGCAGCGGUAGCAGCAACAGCAAAAGCAGCCUUAGGGGCAUGCCGACCUGGGUGCGGCUGCUGGGCGUGCGUCUGUCGGGCUUCAGACAAGCGAAGGCGGGCAGCAUUGGGCUGCGCCGGCUGGAUGAAUUCUUUUCGCAGCAGCCGCAAUCGCAGCAGCCAAAGCUAGCCGCAGCAACUGGAGCCGAUGCUGGGCUAAAUCGAAUCAAAGAGGACUGGCGUGUUGGCUUUGAAGAGCUCGACGACCUGUUGGCUGUGCUCUCCCAGCAUCAGCACGAAACAGCAACAGCACAGACGGCAGUACCAGCGGAGCAAGAGCCAGCAGCGUACCCCGCGCAUGCAGGGUUCGCAGCAGCAGCAACUUCACCAGCAAAGAAGUUUCCAGCCAAAGCAGCAACAGCAGCAGCCGUCGUAUCUCCUACAUGGCGAGCGAAGGAUGCCCCAGAGGAAGAGACCACAGUGGCACCAGAUACGACAGGAACAAUAGCAGGAGAGACAGCCCCGCUCGGCGUUGUUGCUGCGAAAGAAGCAACAACGCCGAGUGGUGAUGGUUUGGUUAAGACUGCCCCGGCUCAAGGAGCUGCUCAGCAGCAGCAAGAAAGCAAGAGCGUUAGAGCAAACAGCAGCAGCAGCAGCACUCAAAGACAGGAGAUUAAAGAGCUGCAGUUAAACGUUACCCCCCUACACCCGCAGCAGCAGCGUCGCCGCCUUCCCUCCCCCCCGAUUCACGAGCAACUGAUGAAACAAAAGCGCCAGAAAGGAAGGCAGCAGCCACAUCUGCUGGAACUGCUAAGGAGGCCAAGCAAGCGAAGAAAACACAAUCGAAUAGGGUUGGAACAGAGCCAAAAGAGGAGUCAGGGGCAGCUCGAAAGAGAUACCGUGGUAGUUGAAGUUGUCAGUGACUAA